AUGACCGACAUCCUUAACAUUGGAGGCGAGCCGGUCUUUGACGAUCGUAUCGUCAAGAUUGAGACUCACACGUACAAUCCGUACGCCAAUACAACGUUUGAACACAGCGACGAAAUACGAAUACCCAUACAACAACAGGAUCUGUACACAUUGCCGUAUGAGAGUUUUCUAUACAUCGAGGGAAAACUAACGAUAAACAAACCAGCUGAAGGAUCUAAUGUGACCCUGGGAAAUAAUUGCAUCGCGUUCAUGUUUGAUGAGAUUCGAUACGAACUCGAUGGUGUGGAGAUUGAUCGUAACAGAAAUGUGGGAAUAACUAGCACACUCAAGAAUUAUGUAACGAUAUCAUCCGAUAGAACCGUGAUUAUGAGGAAUGCCGAUUACAAACGCGUGGUGAUUAAUGCUCGUCAUGAGUUGAUUUUAAUACGAUCACGCAACGACAACAAUUGUCUGAUUGGGAAUUUGGCGUUGGAGCCUGUGAUUAACAUAUUCAAGAUACAAUGGCGAAUGCCACACGUUAUAUUGAACGAGGUCAACAAGUUGUCAAUGCUGCGCGCCUUGGAAAGCGGGCGAUAUCUCAGCAUGGGUUUUCGCUCGUGGGAUCUGUACGAGUUUCCGCUGUUGCAGCAUACAACCAAACAUUCGUGGGCCAUUAAGACCGCGACUCAGCUGGAGAAGCCGAGAUACGUUGUCUUCGCUCUACAGACAGGUCGGAAAAACGUCAUGUCUGAGGAUACGAGUCGAUUCGACGACUGCAAAUUGAACAACGUGAAACUCUAUCUGAACUCGGAAUGUUAUCCGUACGACGAUAUGAAUUUGGAUUUCGAUAAAAACAGAUGGUCGAUUUUGUACGACACGUAUCAGCGUUUCUGCAAAAAUUAUUAUGGAUACGAGUAUCUCGAGCCGAGUCUCACCGUCACGCAGUUUUUACGCAACGGUCCGUUCAUGAUUAUCGAUUGCUCUCGACAAAACGAAUCGGUCAAGAGCGCAACUGUGGAUGUGAGAUUGGAAUUUGAGUGUAAGGAGAACGUACCGAUGAAUACCACUGCAUACUGUCUCAUCAUACAUGAUCGCGUGAUUCAAUACAACCCGUUGACCAACGUUGUGCGCAAAAUCACCUAA
This is a messenger RNA of Cataglyphis hispanica, 1122 nucleotides long. RefSeq lists its product as uncharacterized. NCBI's taxonomy places the organism in Eukaryota, Metazoa, Arthropoda, Insecta, Hymenoptera, Formicidae. The coding region runs from base 1 to 1122 and encodes 373 amino acids. The transcript has 2 exons. The record is from RefSeq and is a predicted model, not a curated record.